This is a messenger RNA of Cheilinus undulatus (humphead wrasse), 3686 nucleotides long. RefSeq names its product SprT-like N-terminal domain (gene sprtn). The transcript is spliced from 5 exons. Gene Ontology annotation, molecular function: single-stranded DNA binding; polyubiquitin modification-dependent protein binding; metalloendopeptidase activity. Gene Ontology annotation, biological process: DNA repair. Bases 252 to 2060 code for a protein of 602 amino acids. The record is from RefSeq and is a predicted model, not a curated record. NCBI's taxonomy places the organism in Eukaryota, Metazoa, Chordata, Actinopteri, Labriformes, Labridae. Gene Ontology annotation, cellular component: nucleus.
CCGUGGCAGCACGUCAACCGUUAGCUCUAUCUUCAGGAGACCACGAAACUUCUAACGUUUGUUGAAAUAAUGCUCCAAAGCCUUUAGAUUUUAUAUGUUGUGUAUUUCACAGACUGUGCUGUGGCUCCAGUGAAACUGUCACUCGAUGUUUGAGAGUCCUGGAUUUGCUACGUUAACGUUUGCCUCAGCAAGCUAUCAAACGAAGCUACAUAACUAGCUACCUCAGCUUACAUCACUACUGUUAUUUGGGGAUGGACGGGGAUUUUCUGCUCGCAAUCCAGUUGCAGGAGCAGUUUGACAAUGAGUACGAGUCUUCGGUGUUUUCAUCAAACGGGUUUGAGGACGAUGAUCUGGGACAAAGCAGUAAGAAACGGAAGGUGGAGGUAGCUGGAGGUGGUGGCAGCGAUGUUGUGCCCUACUGGAAGCCUGCUGCCCAGCCCGAGAGGCCGCUGUCUAUCGUGGACGAGAGCUGGGAGAUGCUGGACCCCAACCCAGAUAUCAGAGCCAUGUUUCUGGAGUUUAAUGACAUGUUCUUCUGGGGGAAACUGAGUGGGGUUGAGGUUAAAUGGAGCCCCAGAAUGACACUGUGUGCUGGCGUGUGUUCAUAUGAAGGCCGAGGCGGACUGUGUUCAAUCAGACUCAGUGUGCCUCUUCUGAAGCUCAGACCAAGAAAAGACCUGGUGGAGACUCUCCUUCAUGAAAUGAUCCACGCACUGCUAUUUGUGACCCAGAACAACAGAGACCGCGAUGGUCAUGGUCCUGAGUUCUGCAAACACAUGAAUCGGAUCAACGACGCCACAGGGACAAAAAUUUCUAUCUACCACAGUUUCCAUGAUGAGGUCGAUGUGUACCGACAGCACUGGUGGAAAUGUGACGGGCCGUGCCAGAACCGCAAACCCUACUUUGGCUAUGUGAAGAGGUCCAUGAACCGGGCUCCGUCUGCUCUGGACCCCUGGUGGGAGGACCACAGGAGAACAUGUGGAGGGACCUACACCAAGGUUAAAGAACCUGAGGGCUACGGUAAAAAAGGCAAGAAGGAUGGGAAGUCUUUGGAGAAGAAGGGACCAGGAAAUGGAAAGCCUUCGAGUACAAUGACAGGAUUACAGGACAUAAGGAACAUUAUCCCAUUUAGUGGCAAAGGCUUCCUGCUGGGAGGGAAGUCACAGCCCUCCACGUCUCAAACCUCAGCAGUUCCUGUCCUGAAAACAUCCUCCUCCAGCCCUGUAUCCUCUCCAGUGAAACUACUCACUCCUUCACCUCCUGCUAAAAGUCUCAAUUCUCCUGUCCGCUCAAAUGUGGAUACCAAAGGACUCCCUAACCUCUUUCCUUCAGUCAAACCUGCUCCCUCCACAGGACCAAAACCACCUAUUAAGAGGUCUGUUAGUAACACACGAGUUUUUGUUAAUGUUAAUGGCUCACCAGUGAGAAUCUCGAAACCUCAAGGUGGCAGUAGCAGCAGCCAGGAAGCUAAUAGAAUCAAACAGAAGUCCAUAGAAGACCUUUUUAACAGCACAAACAUCAGAAAACCUCUGAGUCAAACAUCAAACUCUAACACUGAUAGUGGAAAAGAGUCACCAAACAGAACAAGUGCUAUCUCUGCUUCUUCCUUCUUUCCUAAAGGACAAAGUAACAACUCUGCUUCCUUUCCUACAUCUAAACCUAGUCCCAGCAGACCCAGCAGUUCUAUGUCUUCUGCUUCCGGAAUCAAAGGCAGCCCAAUUAAACCGACACAAUCCAAGUACUUCAGUAAUUCUAACAGUGACAGUGCCUCAGGAGAAGUUUCCAGGAAAAGACCAUGGGAUGAGCGCAGCAGCUCUGCAAGCAUCUCUGACUUCUUCCAGAAGACAUUAGGCAGCAAUUCAGCAGCGUCGAGGGAGUCAGGACAGAUAAGAUCACCUGCAAUGCAGCAAAGAACAAACGCCACGGCUUCUACCAGCUCCUUGUCCUCGUCCUCCUCUUCCUCUACUUCCUCCUCUGCAUUAAUGGUCAGCUGUCCUGUGUGCCAAGCUAAAGUGCUGGAGUCAAAGAUCAACGAGCAUCUUGAUUCAUGCCUCUCCUGAAUGAGGAGAAGGAUACAUACAGGAAAAUAAAAGAUGCUGAAAUAGAAGAAAAAUCAACCUCCAAAUAUCUAUCUAAGUUUGUGUGUUACAUCGAUCUAAAGGUGUCCUAAAUAUCCUUUUAAAUUUUGAAAUCUUUACCAUUUAGUGGGAUAACUUCUCAUUAAGAAGAUGUUUUGUGUAGGCUGUUAAAGGUUUGGUAUACUUUGAUACUUUUAUUGAUACUAUGCAUUUUAAAACAAUAGUCUUUGUAUUUUAAUGAUGGAAAAGUUUAAAAAAAACGCAGAAGCUUUGAGAGGAAACUACAGAUCUUGAGUCAGGUUUUUUGCUUAAAGUAAAGCCAAGUCCAAACGUGGGUGAGUAUUUUCGAAAGCAGAGGUUUUCAAAAAUAAUCCAGCCCCAAUGAAAAGGCACUGUUGCAUGUUGUAAAGAGCAUGCCAUGUCAGCAGAAGUCUGUUCUUCACUGGCAGCUCAAUCAGACUGUAAUGAUGUCCUUGAUUUGCUAAUUUUUCUUGCCCCCUCUUCAGUGACCACCACUGAUGUUGGCAGCAGGGUUUGCAUCUUCAGAGUAUUGUAUGAAGCAUCAGUAACCUCCAUUCAGAGGUCUCUGUUCUUCAGCAUAUUGGGAGUGUAACUGUGCAUGUAUGCUAAGGAAUGUCAAAGGUCCAGUUAGGAAUGCUGAAACCAAGAACAAGAAGUUUAGUUCCUGCCUUUCCCAUUGAAACCAAAUGAUAAUGUUGCAUAUCAGUGCCAUCAAACAGAGGAGAAAUCAGCAUGUAGUGUAAUGCUACAAGCCCAAAGCUCUAGGAGGUUUUUGGGGACAUGAAAUGCAGUUUUCUUGUAAACAAAAGGUCAAAACACAUUAGAAAAACCUCAGUUUUGAAAAAUACACACCCACACAUGGACUAGGUAUAACAAACCUAAGUUUUCCACAUGUUUGACUCUCAAUAAUGGAAUACCUUCCUGUAUUAGUGCCUGUUUGACCGUUUCUGCCUUAUACCUGGAAAACAGCAGGGUUUAAAGGAUAAUGUAUGCUAAAGGGCUUUUACUUGAACAAAUUGUCUGCUAAAAGAAAAAAUCAUUUUAUUUUAGAAAACUGAAACAUUUCAUUUUUUGUCCAGUGUUACUUUUUGGGUGUUGAAUACAGGCAGUUGAUUAAAAUUUUCUGCUAUGAUGUGAGGGCUGGCCAUAUAUGGCUUGAAUCAGAUGCAGUGCUAUCUCUGUAUAAAGUUGUUGUACCUCCUGUGAGGUUGGCAGGGUUAUCCUGUUGUCUCCUUCACCCCUAAUCUGACUCUGCUGUCCUUCAGACAGCAGGAGGAGACACCCACUGACCCCUGCUGAUCUACAAGAAUCAGGUUUCACAUUUGCAAGCUAUUUAUUUUCUGCACGUCUUCACAUUUACUCUGCACCAUUCUGCAGGGUCAGGAAGGACUAAAGUCUGCCUUCUGCUGAGUAAUAAUAAUGUUCUGUGGUGCUGCUGUACUUCAUCCAUCAGAUAUGAAGAAGGUUAAUUAAGGAUGGGUUAGUUUGACAGUGUGCUGCUACAGGAUGACAGUUUUUUUCUGUAUGUUCAACUUUUAUAUGUUGUGUUUUAAAGAAAAUGUUGAAGAUGUUUAAUUUUUUGCCAAA